CUGUAACUCCACCCUUUCCCUUUCUCUUUUUAUCAUCUGUAAAAAGAAGAAGUAAAGAUGACUAGUUCCUAAUCCUGCGCUCAACCAUGUUUUUCUAACUCAAAGACCCGCCAAAAAUAAAACAUACGAGGAUCAAUGGCAUUCCAAGCACAAUUUUCUGUUCCUGUUGGAAUUUCUGUUCAAAAUCCUCUUUUACUUCCUGUUCAAGUUAGGCCAAGAGUAACAGACACAGUGAUACAAUGUAUUAUUAACAACAAACUGAAUACAUUGAAGAAACAAGUAAAACGGAUAAAUAUUAAUGGACUGUACCCUUAUGCAGAGUGGAAUGAUGAUGUAACCCUACUGACAGCAGCAGUUAUUUGUGGGAAUGAAGAGAUUUGUGACUUUCUACUGAGAGAAAAUGCGGAUCCCAACAUAGUAUCCACAAAUGGCCUAACAUCUCUGCACUAUGCUGCAAAGACACCUGAAGUUCCACUGACUAUUGUGAAAAGAUUAAUUGACACAAAAGCUGAUCCAAAUGGUUAUCCAGAACAAAUAUGUACACCAUUACAGUUCGCUGCAAGUAGGGACAGAGCAGACAUGUUUAAUGCACUAAUAGAAGCUGGUGCUGACCCUGCAAGAAAUUAUGGGGGAAAUUCAAAUCUGGAUAACAAAGUAGAAAGUCUUGUGAAAGAUUUACCUUCAGGAAAUAAAACUGUAGAAACGCGCAAAAUUUUUUUUAAUUUCACUGCUGCAAUUUCCAAAAAAACUGAGCCAGAGGUUUUUAACUUAUGUAGGGAACAUUUUUUUGAGGAACAUCCUUUUAACCAUCUUGCACUUUUUGAAAUAUAUUUUAAUGUUGAGGGCCUGACAGCAGAAACAUAUCGACAAAGUAGCAUAAAAUGGUUGAAAGACUCCAAUCAAACAAGCAAUUACAUCAAUAGAUUUAUCGAACGCUUUCCAAGAAUUUCUCAUGAACAUAGAAUAUUUGCAGUGAACACCUUACAAGCUGUAGUUUGCAUGAUGAGAGAAAUAUCCUCUCAAAUAUUUAAUAUGAUUGUACCCAUCCUUAUCAAAUGUUUACUGCCCACUGGUACAUUCCAGUUAACACCGCUAAUACCGCUAAGUAUUCUUUGUGUGAUUAUGGACAAGUCCUUAAAGCAAAAACCAGCAGAUGAUCUUAACUCUGCUGUUUUAGAAGAGUUAAGCAAUAAACUUAUGCCUUUUACUGAUCCUAAAUACCCAAUAAAUGUCAGCAUUCUUACUUACCGUUUGUUUGCUGCUCUAUAUGAGUUUUUCCCAGAGCAAGUCUUUUCACAUGGAUUAACCUCAGUGCCUGAUAGGAUUCUUACUGCUGUAGCAAUUAGAGCAGAUGAUGUAAUUAAGGAGAAACUACGAAGACUGGACACAAAUCUCAGAUCUUUACAAAGUUCAAGAACUGUAGAUAGCUUAGGUGAGGGAGCAGAAAGCAUACAAUCAAAGAAGAAAAAGAAGAAGAAGAAGAAGAAGAAGAAGCAGAAAAACACUCAACAAGAACCAAGCUUAAAAGAAGAUGCUGUACAAGAAUUAAAACUUGAUUUAGAUACUGCAAAAACUUCAGUUGAGGAGUCAGUUUCCACAGUGCAUCCAUUUGCAGCGCACACUGAGGAUUCACCCAUAGCAAGAAAAUGGCAUUCAAUCAGCCAACGCUGGAGGCCCAAGCUAGAGAAACUUUCUAGCAUCGAAGCAAGUAAGGUUUAUCAUCUAGGGAAUCUUACAAUUAAUGAAAGCCCUGAAUUUGAGAUAGCUAAAGGAAGUGAUGGAACACGGGUUUUUAUUGGCUUGAGAGAUGAUGGCACUGAAGUAGCUGUCAAACGAAUGUUAAAGUCCAAUUACCAAGACCUCAAAAAUGAAGAGGAAUUUCUACGGCUUCCUCAGCUCGACAGUCCUUGUAUUGUGCGAUAUGUGGACUUUGCAGAGGAUGACAAAUUUGGAUAUCUUGUCCUUCAACUUUGUGAAUACACCCUGGAGGAAUACAUCCAAGACCAUUUGCCAGAAGACAGUUCUCAGCGGCAACAGGUCCUGAAGAAAAUUGUAAAAGAAGUGCUCUGUAGCCUGAAAGUUCUUCACAGCCAAGAUACCAAAGUGCUUCAUCGAGACAUCAAACCUCAAAAUGUUCUGAUUGAUAUAACUGGAAAGGCGAGAUUAGCUGACUUUGGUAUAAGUAGAAGACUGAAGCUGGGAGAGACGACUUGUCGCACUAAUGCUGCUGGAACAAAGUGCUGGAAGCCCAGCGAAACUGUUGAAGAAGACAGUAACACUGGCUACAAGAGGAGUUCUGACAUUCAGGUUGCGGGAAUGUUAGUGUAUUAUAUCCUCUCCUGCGGACACCAUCCAUUUGGCAAAGGUGUUCGAUGUGAGGCUAAUAUUCUUGAUGGGAAGUACUCUUUGGAAGACCUGGAGGAAGAAAUAGCGAAGGACCUAGUGGAGUGGAUGAUCAGCCAUGAGCCAAAAGACAGACCUGAUGUAGAGCAGACCCUUUGCCACCCAUUCUUUUGGAGAGAUAUAUGGAGAGUGGAGUACUUAAAAAAGCUGGGGAAUGAAAAGGAUGUGGAGAACUGCCGCAACGCCGACCCGGACCUCCUUUCCGCUAUAGACGGUAUUACAGCAGGGAAAAGCUUCUCAGACUGGAAAUCAAAUUUGCCCUCUGAGCUUGUGCAAAAACUGGACAGUAAGAAAAAGCCCUACCCAGAGAACACACUCGGUCUGUUGCGCUUCAUACGGAAUCUGCAUGAGCAUUACCCUGAAGAAGCUGAGAAGUUAAAUUUGAUGACAACAUUCCCUGAUCUUUUUGAAAAUGCUUAUAAGUUUGCCAAAACGAAAGGAUGGAACAACAGACCAAGUAUGAAAAAAUGGCUUCGCUCAGUUCCAGUCAUUGACCAGGACAUAAAUACAUAGAGCAUAGUAAAGAGUAAAAAUUCUAAUCAGUUUGUGUAACACCAGCAUUAUAAGAGAAUAUUUUUAUUGUUUCAAAAAAAAUUUCUCUGUGAUAAAAUAUGCACUGAGAUUUGUUUUAAAUAUGUAUUGUAUGUACAUCAUCAAAACUGUUUAAAAAAGUUUAAUUAAAUUCUUAAAAUUUAAUGAAUUAAAAAAUAUAUUGAAGAAGCCAUUCAAAUGUCACUAAAGUUUCUCAGGGAAAUUUCUGUAGUAUUUGCAUGUCAUCCGUGAUAAAUACAAAUACUGCUACAUGUGAACACAAGUUGAGUUUACUGUAGUUAAGUUUGUUGACAUUAGGUUGAAAUUUUUUUUUUUUUCAUUUUAAUUUAUUUAUUUAUGGAAAACUACAGUCAUGAUUUUGUCCCAUUAGAAUAUAAAGUAAGGCUAUAUCCCUGUAACUGUGAAUGUAACACUGUUUAACAGCCAUCAUAAUAGUGUGCUCUUUUAAAUUUUUCUCUUUUAAUUUCUAAUAGAAAUAGAAAUAGGCAAUAUGAUAAUACUCACUGCCAGAAGCCUAUGCAACAACCCCCGGGAUAUACAAACAGAUUUUACAUAAAGACUGUGUGACAUUCUAAUAAAUAAUUAUUCUUUUUUUAUGAAGUUUAAUGUUAAUUUUUACCAUUUUUUUCUGGCAAAAUUUACAAGACAGAAGUUGGUAUGAAGAUCCAGAGAUUCUAUCAAUCUCUGCAGUUUUAUAACUUUCAUUAUUAGACAAACAUGACUUUUCAUAGACUAAACAUUCUGUACUGUAUUCACUGAAUACAUAAUUAAUGUAAAUCUAGGGCAUUAAUUUGCUUUACAGUAGUGAGUUCUGUCCCUCACUAAAAGCCCAAAAUCACUCUCAGUCCAGCUGGGGCAAUUAUCUUUUUUUUUUUUUUUUUUUUUACACUUGUAUUUGCUUUGCAGUUUAAUUCUUUUAAAGGUUAAUAAAUCUCAUUGAAAACUUUCUUUUUUAAAGUUCAAUAAAUACACAAUACUUCCAGGGUCAAUGCAUAAUCAUGUUAAAUAAACAUAAUCUAAUUAUUGACCAAAAUAAUGUGAUCGUGAUUUUUGCAGUACUUAAGCGGAUCUAAUAAAUAGACUUGGAAUGUGUCAUUUAUGCCCAUAUGAAACAGAAAGUCAUGGAGGACUAUUUCUUAAAAAUUUGCCUAAAAAAGUAAAUAGUAAAAUACUAAUGGGAAUAUACUAUACCCCCAUUAGGAUUUGUUUACAAUGAUUUCUAUGGGUGCCAUUACUAUACCAUAGCUUGCUUGCGAAACUCUAAAUCAUUUACUACAUUUGCCACCUUUGUCAAAAGCUUUCUGACAAACUUUUAUGUGUUUAAAUAAAAUUAUGUUAAAUUAUUAUUUUUUUCAUUUUAUUCAAGGGAAAUUAAACCACUUCAUUUAUGUUCAUUUUUUUAUUUGGUGUCUAUAUUUGUUAUUAGUAAUUAGGCUACUGCAAUCAUUACUUCAGACUUUUCACUGUGUUAAAUGACUAAUGAAAGAGAGGCAUUUUGAAAAGAGAAAAUAU
Messenger RNA from Clarias gariepinus (North African catfish), 4467 nucleotides. RefSeq lists its product as uncharacterized. Gene Ontology annotation, molecular function: RNA endonuclease activity; protein serine/threonine kinase activity; ATP binding. The transcript has 7 exons. Lineage: Eukaryota; Metazoa; Chordata; Actinopteri; Siluriformes; Clariidae. The coding region runs from base 136 to 2916 and encodes 926 amino acids. Gene Ontology annotation, cellular component: IRE1-TRAF2-ASK1 complex. The record is from RefSeq and is a predicted model, not a curated record. Gene Ontology annotation, biological process: intrinsic apoptotic signaling pathway in response to endoplasmic reticulum stress; IRE1-mediated unfolded protein response; protein phosphorylation.